Messenger RNA from Poecilia latipinna (sailfin molly), 959 nucleotides. Its product is annotated as urokinase plasminogen activator surface receptor. The transcript is spliced from 5 exons. The record is from RefSeq and is a predicted model, not a curated record. Bases 130 to 759 code for a protein of 209 amino acids. NCBI's taxonomy places the organism in Eukaryota, Metazoa, Chordata, Actinopteri, Cyprinodontiformes, Poeciliidae.
CAAUCACAAACAUCAGGACCUGCUCAGUUAGGGGAGGUGUAAAGCUGAGAGUAGAGCCCCUCCCAGAAAAACUUUCUAUAUAUAUUUUCAACUGAGAAAAUUAUAACUCACUUGUAAUCCCCCAGCAAAAUGUUUCUCUUCACUUUGGUGCUUCAAGUGCUGUUUCUACCGGAAGCUGACAACCUGAAAUGUGAAUGUGCAUCAAACCUGCCUGGAAGUUGCACUCAGAAAACAAUUGAAUGUUCUUCACAGAACUAUCGUUGUUCAGCAACAACACAAGUCAAAUUUCUAGGUGGUGCAAGGUUUUCUGAGCUCAACGACAAAAGUUGCGUUUUACCUGAACUUUGUCUUGACUUUUCCGUCAACUAUGGAGCUUACAGAGUGGUACAAAAGAGCAGCUGCUGCGAUGGAGACAUCUGCAAUGCGAAGAUUGACUACCCAAAACCUGAUGACAAGCUCACUCCAAGUGGCAGAAAGUGCUUCAGCUGUGUGGGAGAAAACUGCAUGAAAACUCUUGACUGUGUUGGGGAUGAAAACUACUGCGUCAAAGUAACAGGAAAUGUAGAUGGAGCAAGUCUGACCGUGAAGGGAUGUGCAUCUGAGCUGGUGUGCUCAGAUAAGACAGCUUCACUGGUGAAUCAGUUCACUGGAGCAAAGUUGAGCUGCUGCCAGGGCGACUACUGCAACAGCGCCAGCAGUGCCAGUCCCGCCCUGCUGCUCCUGCUGGUGCCUCUGCUGGUUUCCAACUUAUUUUCUUAGCUCAUAGGAAAUACUACAUUGCUGCCAUGUUUUCUUUUUAAUCACAAUUCAUUUGAUAAAUCUGUUCUUUUUAUUUGAUUCUAUAAAAAUGUUUAGUUAAGCAACAUUUUGGAAUUAACAUCUAAUAUACUUUGUUGUUUGUUUGUUUUUCAUUUUGAUUUUUUUUUUCCAAAGAGAAAAUAAAAACUUUUAGAGAAUAA